GGCCUAACGAAUAAGGGGAUUAAAAAGGAGCCCGAUUUGACAGGUGACAUUUGAAUUUCUAACAUCACUUUAACCCAUAAAAGGAUCAAACUUGUCAUUUUCCCCAAACGCGCGGAACCACAGGCGUCGACAGAGACGGCUGCACAAUGAGUCAGACUAAGGACAAUGCCCGACUCAAGAGCUACAAGAACAAGUCCCUCAACACAGAUGAAAUGCGAAGGCGGAGGGAAGAGGAAGGUCUGCAACUUCGCAAACAGAAGAAGGAUGAACAGCUGUUUAAAAGGAGAAACGUCGCCACAGUGGAUGACGACGGCACCCUGGAAGAUGACGGAAUGGCUGACAGCGGCUACCUGGAGUCCCAGGCGAACAACAUGGACCCGCUUAUGGGCGGGGUGAUCUCUGAGGAUAUGACUCAAAUGAUCUUCUCUACAUCUCCUGAGCAGCAACUCAUUGGCACCCAGCGAUUUCGGAAACUUCUAUCUAAGGAGCCCAAUCCACCCAUUGACGAAGUCAUCGCCACUCCGGGCGUGGUGGAGCGCUUUGUGGAGUUUCUGAAGAGGCGAGAAAACUGCACAUUGCAGUUCGAAGCUGCAUGGGUGCUGACCAACAUCGCUUCGGGCACUUCCCACCAGACGCGGGUGGUCAUCCAAGCGGGUGCUGUGCCCAUUUUUAUAGAAAUGCUCAGCUCCGAUUUCGAGGAUGUACAAGAGCAGGCGGUGUGGGCGCUCGGCAACAUAGCAGGAGACAGCACCGCAUGCAGAGACUUUGUCGUAGACUGCAACAUCCUGCCUUCACUGCUGCAGUUAUUGGCUAAACAGACGCGUCUAACAAUGAUGAGGAACGCCGUGUGGGCGCUCUCGAACCUGUGCAGGGGGAAGAAUCCUCCUCCCGACUUUGCAAAGGUGUCCCCAUGUCUCAGCGUGCUGUCCUGGCUGCUGUUUGUCAACGACACAGACAUCAUGGCCGACGCUUGCUGGGCACUCUCAUACCUGUCUGAUGGCCCGAACGACAAAAUCCAGGCCGUGAUCGACUCAGGAGUGUGUCGCAGGCUGGUGGAGUUACUGAUGCACAGUGACUACAAGGUGGUGUCUCCUGCUCUACGAGCUGUUGGAAAUAUUGUUACUGGGGAUGACUUUCAGACACAGGUUAUCCUAAACUGUUCAGCACUGCAGUCCCUUCUUCAUCUUCUGAGCAGCCCCAAAGAGUCCAUCAAGAAGGAAGCCUGCUGGACCAUCUCCAACAUCACAGCAGGGAACCGAGCACAAAUACAGAUGGUGAUAGAUGCAAAUCUGCUGCCUCCGCUCAUCACUAUCCUACAAGUGGCAGAGUUUCGCACAAGGAAGGAGGCAGCAUGGGCGAUUACCAACGCCACCUCUGGGGGCUCUGCUGAGCAAAUCAGGCACCUCGUGGAACUUGGCUGCAUAAAACCGCUGUGUGAUUUGCUCACGCUGAUGGACUCCAAAAUAGUUCAGGUGGCCCUGAAUGGCAUUGAGAACAUCCUGCGACUGGGUGAACUGGAGGCCAAGAGGGGAGGCGGCAUCAACCCCUACUGUGCACUCAUCGAGGAGGCCUACGGUCUGGACAAGCUGGAGUUCCUGCAGGGCCACGAGAACCAGGACAUCUACCAGAAAGCGUACGACUUGAUCGAGCGCUACUUCAACACGGAGGAUGAGGAUGCGUCUCUCGCUCCGGCCGUGGAUCUGCAGCAGCAGCAGUUCCUCUUCCAGCAGUGCGAGGCGCCCAUGGAAGGCUUCCAACUAUAAAGCUCAAUCUGCGCUGCCACCUUCAUCCUCAGCUCAUUUCUCUGCCCGCCACCGCCGCCAUGGUCGAGGAGGAGCCGCCAGCAACCCCAGGCUCGCCUCGUUCCUCCCCCCUCCUCAUCGUCAAGAGAGAUUGAUUUUAUCGUAAUUACAUAAAUGACAAAUUACUGGAGCGUGUGCGUACGUGAGCAUGGGUCAAGUCUGCUGUCCUGUUGGGCGGCCGCUGAAGGUUCCACUCGUCGUUGAGCUCACCUGUGUGCGCCCCAUUCGUCAUCACUUGAACUCACUCAACAUAUCCCGCAGCGCCCCAGUCUUACUUUUUGGGUUUGACAAAAAGGCCACAAAGCUCUCGGUGGGGGAAACGGUAGGACUGCACAGCUCCAACACCUUGACCCUCUUGUCCACACACAGGUAGACGUGAACAAGCUCACCUAGACACUGGACUGACUGUCAGACGCUGCCCACCGGACUCAACUGCCCAACGCAAGGACUCAAGCGACCGCUAGGAACAGCACUUAAGACGAAAAACGUGGAGCGGAUCUCGCUCACCUCUCUCAGCCAUGGAUGGACAAAUUAGGACGUAGGCGUCGCUGAGGGGCGGAGCUUGCCAGCGACAAACCUGGCUGCUGGAUUUCAUUCAUCCACCCCAGUCCCGAGACCCCUCCAGCUGCUCGGGCUCCAUCCAGAAGACAAGUUAGGACUGCCUCUGGUGUGAUACCAAUACUCCCAUGGACGCAUGGGGAAAAUUGCAGUCUUCCCUCGCACUGAGACAAUUGGACCAGACUAAUAAACCCUGGAGACUGUCCUGCAAGCAGACCAGUGGGGAUUUUUACUACCAUCAUUUCAUUUCACAGCACUUUAGUUGAGGACUGACGCCUGCUCAUUGAGGACAAAUACUUUUGUUGUUACAUUUACUAUUUAACUGCUUGAUGACACGGCUCUUCCCCUCUCAGGACGCGAGGAUUACUUCAGAUAACCACUCUGACAAAAGGGACUCCAGCACAUUGGGGACUACAAGUGUUAGCACACUAAUUCCAAGCAGAGCGACAAGAAACACUCUGACCUAACAAUCUGACAAUUGGUGACAUUGUCCACGGCAACAUGGCGUCUUGACCCACAUUGCCAUGAUAGUAUUUUCUCAUAUGAUCAUGCCAAAUCUUUUCACUCACACUUCAGCUUUUGGGUCUGAAUAGUUUCCUUUUCAAACAUUGCGUUUAUGUCACAUUGCCUAUUGUGCCAUUAAUCUUCACCAUGAAUCCAGUUCAUUUCAGCAAGACUCCAGAUGAAACUUGAAAACUCUGGUGAUCGCCUUUAGUUAGCUAAUCUGAAUGUUUACCUAGUCCUCUUUACAUUACUUACUUUUGUCACAGUCUGUGGAAGAGAUGGCUAGCUCAGACACUGUUCACCGCUGUAGUAUUGAGUUUGUGCAACUCUCCCCUGUUCUGACAUUUGCAUAAAAGGCAUCCCAUCAA
Molecule: messenger RNA, 3232 nt
Organism: Doryrhamphus excisus (bluestripe pipefish)
Lineage: Eukaryota; Metazoa; Chordata; Actinopteri; Syngnathiformes; Syngnathidae
Gene: kpna1
Product: karyopherin alpha 1 (importin alpha 5)
Biological process (GO): protein import into nucleus
Cellular component (GO): cytoplasm
Molecular function (GO): protein binding; nuclear import signal receptor activity
Source: RefSeq, a predicted model, not a curated record